CAGACAAUCACGUAUGAGUUAUACCUUCUGCAGCAGCUGAUUGACUUGGCAGAGGCGCCCACAGUGCCAUCUUGGACAUGGGGCGGGGGAAGCAUAAGGAGCCGAAGGAGAAGAAGGAGGAUUUAGUUGGAGGACCAGAGUUGGCCGAUUCGGACAUCGAAGAAGCGGAUAUUGAAGCUUUAGCGAGGUCAAAGCUCAAUUCUGGAGAAUAUAUCCUGGGCGAAGAGCCGAAGCUAGAUCAGGAUAAGGACUACGAAGUUCAGGCGACCUCAACGAGAGGAAUUUGCAUUGCACCUUUGCUGUUACAAAGACAGAGCGAGCUCGAAUACAAGGUCCCUGAAGGGGCGAAGCGCGUGCCGUGGGUUGACACCAUGGCGAUAGAUGGACAGACUGAACUGCCAAAGGGUGUCACUGCCAAAGAUGGAGUGAAGCUCGAGAGCAUCUUUCUAGGCAUGGCUUCAGACGCCGCAGCGGAAGCUUACAGAAGGCUACGGGUGAUGCGCAUCCCCUGCACAAGGCCAAAUGACUUCUAUGCAGAAAUGAUGAGGACUGACAAGCAGAUGUAUAGAGUCCGCCAGCAAGCAGCGGAGGAGGAGCGUCGAAUCAAGAUCGUUGAAGAUAGAAAGAAAGCUCAAGCAGGCAAGAAGUUCGCGAAGAAGGCCAAAACAAAGAAGCUGGAAGAGCGAGCAAAGGAUAAGCGAAACUCGCUAGAGCAAAUUGCCGAGUGGCGAAAUCGGAAGAAGACUGAAGGUAAGAAUACGGAUGAUCAGGAUCUUGAAGCAAUUCUUUCGCGGCAACACAAAAAGAAAGAUCAAGAUGGGAAAGGAAAGGGGAAGGGCAAGGCGAUGAAGUCGGCAAAGCGGCGAAACCUUGAUGAGAAAUACGGUUUUGGUGGAAAAAAGAAGCGGAGCAAGCAGAAUGACAAGGCAUCGGCAGACGAUAUGUCUGCAUCGCCGUGGGCCAAAAAGGGCAAAGGAAGAGGUAAAGGAAAAGGCAAAGGCAAAGGAAAAGGCAAAGGCGGCAAGAGGAAGAGAUAAGCUCUAAGACUUGGCAGUGAGCCGACGACAUGAGAAAGGGAGCUCACUGAGUCGUCACUUAAAGCGACGACUCUGAGCCGUCUGAGCUUUCAAGCUGCAACGGCUCCCUAGCUUUCAAGCCAAGCAAUGCUUGGAA
Molecule: messenger RNA, 1173 nt
Organism: Durusdinium trenchii
Lineage: Eukaryota; Dinophyceae; Suessiales; Symbiodiniaceae
Source: the annotation of a GenBank genome assembly